CCCACCAGCUCGGCCCUCCCUUGCCCUCACUGCCUCCUCCCUUGUGUUGGCGGCUGAAGGGAGGUGCUCAGCUGGGAGCAGGGGAGAGAGACAGCCAGCAGCUCCGAAGGACAGACACAACAUGAGAUGCAUGGGAGUCUGAGCUGAGCUGGAAUGGGGGAUUUUGCACUGUAGGUUGCUCUGCAGGUCUUGUUUUCUGGAGGGAAACUGAGGGGCUGGAUACAGGACACGGACACUGGAAUUCCAGGUCACAAGGGCUCCUGUGGCAGGGUUGGGCUGAUAUUCCAACCUCUUCUUUUGGUCAUGAUUACGAUGGAGUAGCACCGUACAGGGAGUGAAGACAACAAAAAAGAGAACCCUUGGAAGCAACUGAAGGCUGGUGUUAACUUCCAACCCGAUCCCCUCAUGAUGGGACCCUCUGUGGAGUUAUCCUGUUUGCUGCUGCUGGUUUCUGCUCUGGGGAAGAAUAUCUUCAUGGUGUCAGGAGGUUGUUCAGGUAAAUGCUGCAGAGGCAGAGACUUGAGCUGUUCGACCACUGACUGGAGGAUGGAUCGGGUGUAUGGGACAUGCUACUGUGACGAGGGCUGCGUCAGGACCAAGGACUGCUGCUUUGACUACUUCACAGAGUGCCCAGCUCAGGACUGCGCAGUGAGCGACUGGAGCUUCUGGAGCGGCUGUGCCAGGCCCUGCAAACCCUCAGUGAGGGUCCGUGUCCGCCACGUGGAGCGGCAACCGGGUAACAGUGGAGAGCCCUGUCCCAGCCUCGAGGAACGCAGCGGCUGCAGGGAGUACAGAGACCACCAGGGUAGAGCCUGUGGACUCCACACAGGUCCUGCAUUCAUCACCAGUAUGGAAUUUGGCAAAGGAAGGCCCAAACACGACCACUAUGGAAACCUCCUCAACCCUGGGUUUUGUGUUGAAUUCACCCUGGAGUCUCGGACACCCCACUGUACGGUACAGAACCGGCCUCACACACACUGGAUGCGCUACAUAACCGAGGGCUUUAAAGUGUGUGUGGUAUGUGAGCCUCCUGCCAUGCGAAACAAUAGUGGCAGCUGCCAAGGAGACGGUCAGGAAUCAGACAAAGAUGCCGUACUCCACUGGCAGGCCGUGGGGAACCAGCAGUGUAGCGGGACGUGGAAAAAGAUCCAGAAGACCCGGCAGUGCAACUGUCCACCACAGCACAGCUUCGUCUUCAUCUGAUCCAAGCAUCACAGCACACU
Molecule: messenger RNA, 1223 nt
Organism: Cheilinus undulatus (humphead wrasse)
Lineage: Eukaryota; Metazoa; Chordata; Actinopteri; Labriformes; Labridae
Product: somatomedin-B and thrombospondin type-1 domain-containing protein
Exons: 5
Coding region: 406-1203 (265 amino acids)
Source: RefSeq, a predicted model, not a curated record